Molecule: messenger RNA, 396 nt
Organism: Aspergillus mulundensis
Lineage: Eukaryota; Fungi; Ascomycota; Eurotiomycetes; Eurotiales; Aspergillaceae
Exons: 3
Coding region: 1-396 (131 amino acids)
Source: RefSeq, a predicted model, not a curated record
AUGCGUGUCACUAUGACUCCCGUCAUCAUCUUCAUGAUGUUUGUCCUCUUCGCCAUGAUGGCCUCCGCCCAUCACGUCCAAUGCGCCGGAAAGGCUCUUGCCGCCCCCACCGGACAGGUCAAGCAGGCCGCCAAACACAUCAAGGACAUGGGCUCCAUCGCCUGGUAUCUCGAUCCCAAUUCGUGCGAGGUUAUCGCUUGCAAGGGUCGUGCUCAGGUUCGCUGGUGCAAUGAGGAUACUCGCAAUGGCCGCUCGAUUAUGGCUGAGCACAUUGCUGAGGGAGCUUACGUCCUGGCCAAAGACUGUGAGACACGCUACAAUGGCAAGUCUGUUGCUGGUGGCUAUCUUACCCACGAUGACAACUGGUCCGUUAUUGUGCAGGAUGCACAGUGCUAG